AUGGACGUGGACGUGGACGUGGACGUAAACUUGGACGUGGACGUGGACAUGGACGUGGACGUGGACGUGGACUUGGACGUGGACAUGGUCGUGGACGUGGACGUGGACGUGGACAUGGAUGUGGACGUGGACGUGGACAUGGACGUGGACGUGGACGUGGACAUGGACGUGGACGUGGACGUGGGACGUGGACGUGGUCUGGACGUGGACGUGGACGUGGACGUGGACCUGGACGUGGACGUGGACAUGGACGUGGACGUGGACGUGGACGUUGACGUGGACGUGGUCGUGGUCGUGGUCGUGGACGUGACGUGGACGUGGACGUGGACGUGGACCUGGACGUGGACUGUGGACGUGGACGUGGACGUGGACAUGGUCGUGGACGUGGACGUGGACGUGGACGUGGACAUGGUCGUGGACGUGGACGUGGACAUGGACGUGGACGUGGACAUGGACGUGGACGUGGACGUGGACUUGGACAUGGACGUGGACGACGUGGACGUGAACGUGGACGUGGACGUGGACAUGGUCGUGGACGUGGACGUGGACGUGGACAUGGACGUGGACGUGGACGUGGACGUGGACAUGGACGUGGACGUGCUCGUGGACGUGGACGUGGACGUGGACGUGGACGUGGGUCGUGGACGCGUGGACGUGGACGUGGACGUGGACGUGGACGUGGACGUGGACGUGUGGACGUGGACUGGACGUGGACGUGGACGUGGACGGGGACGUGUGGACGUGGACGUGGACGUGGACGUGGACGUGGACGGGGACGUGGACGUGGACGCGGAUGUGGACAUGGACGCGUGA
Closterium sp. NIES-65 is the source of this 813-nucleotide messenger RNA. The record is from the annotation of a GenBank genome assembly. Lineage: Eukaryota; Viridiplantae; Streptophyta; Zygnematophyceae; Desmidiales; Closteriaceae.